Messenger RNA from Dama dama (fallow deer), 4017 nucleotides. It is a transcript of the gene EIF4B, whose product is annotated as eukaryotic translation initiation factor 4B. The record is from RefSeq and is a predicted model, not a curated record. Gene Ontology annotation, molecular function: RNA binding. NCBI's taxonomy places the organism in Eukaryota, Metazoa, Chordata, Mammalia, Artiodactyla, Cervidae. The transcript is spliced from 15 exons. Bases 144 to 1991 code for a protein of 615 amino acids.
CCUAGAGGAGCGCCGCCCCGCCUCCUGUGUCCCUCCUCAAUUCCCCGCCCCCUCUCAGUUUCGCGUCUCCUAGCCCGACGCGCUCGCUAUAAUCACGUGACCGCCUCAUCCGGGUCCUUUGCGUUCUCUCUCCCUCUCCCAACAUGGCGGCCUCAGCGAAAAAGAAGAAUAAGAAGGGGAAGACUAUCUCCCUAACAGACUUUCUGGCUGAGGAUGGAGGGACUGGUGGAGGCAGCACCUACGUCCCCAAACCAGUCAGCUGGGCUGAUGAAACGGACGAUCUGGAAGGGGAUGUUUCAACCACUUGGCAUAGUAAUGAUGAUGAUGUGUAUCGGGCACCUCCAAUUGACCGUUCCAUCCUGCCCACUGCUCCACGGGCUGCUCGGGAACCCAAUAUCGACCGGAGCCGUCUUCCCAAAUCUCCACCCUACACUGCUUUUCUAGGGAACCUGCCCUAUGAUGUGACAGAAGACUCCAUUAAGGAAUUCUUUAGAGGAUUAAAUAUCAGUGCGGUGCGUUUACCGCGUGAACCCAGCAAUCCUGAGAGGUUAAAAGGUUUUGGUUAUGCUGAGUUUGAGGACCUGGAUUCCUUGCUCAGUGCCCUGAGCCUCAACGAAGAGUCUCUAGGUAACAGGAGAAUUCGAGUGGACGUUGCUGAUCAAGCACAGGAUAAAGACAGGGAUGAUCGUUCUUUUGGCCGGGAUAGAAAUCGUGAUUCUGACAAAACAGAUACCGACUGGAGGGCCCGUCCUGCUGCAGACAGCUUUGAUGACUACCCGCCUAGAAGGGGUGAUGAUAGCUUUGGAGACAAGUAUCGAGAUCGUUACGAUUCAGACCGAUAUCGUGAUGGGUAUCGGGACAGUUACCGUGAUGGCCCACGCCGGGACAUGGAUCGAUACGGGGGCCGAGAUCGCUAUGAUGACCGAGGUGGCAGAGACUAUGACAGAGGCUACGAUUCCAGGAUAGGCAGUGGCAGAAGAGCAUUCGGUAGCGGGUACCGUAGGGAUGAUGACUACAGAGGAGGCGGGGACCGCUACGAAGACAGAUACGACAGACGAGAUGACCGGUCCUGGAGCUCCAGAGAUGAUUACUCUCGGGAUGAUUAUAGGCGGGAUGAUAGAGGUCCCCCCCAAAGACCCAAACUGAACCUAAAGCCUCGGAGUACUCCUAAGGAAGAUGAUUCCUCCGCUAGCACCUCCCAGUCCAGUCGGGCAGCCUCUAUCUUUGGAGGGGCAAAGCCUGUAGACACAGCUGCUAGAGAACGAGAAGUAGAAGAGCGGCUACAGAAGGAACAAGAGAAACUGCAGCGUCAGCUGGAUGAGCCAAAACUAGAGCGACGGCCUCGGGAGAGACACCCAAGCUGGCGAAGUGAAGAAACUCAGGAACGGGAACGAUCGAGGACAGGAAGUGAGUCAUCACAGACUGGGACCUCAGCCACAUCUGGCAGAAGUAAGUCAGACCAGGAUGCACGAAGAAGAGAGAGUGAGAAGUCUCUAGAAAAUGAAACCCCCAAUAAAGAGGAAGACUGUCAGUCUCCAACUUCUAAGCCUCCCAAACCUGAACAGCCUCUAAAGGUAAUGCCAGCCCCUCCACCAAAGGAGAAUGCUUGGGUGAAGCGAAGUUCUAACCCUCCUGCUCGAUCUCAGAGCUCAGACACAGAGCAGCAGUCCCCUACAAGUGGUGGAGGGAAAGUAGUUCCAGCUCAACCAUCUGAGGAGGGAUCAGCAAGGAAAGAUGAAAAUAAAAUAGAUGGGGUAAGUGCCCCAAAAGGCCAAAGUGGGAACUCCAGCCGUGGUCCGGGAGAUGGAGGGAACAAAGACCACUGGAAGGAGUCAGACAGGAAAGAUGGCAAAAAGGAUCACGACUCCAGAUCUGCACCUGAGCCAAAGAAAGCUGAAGAAAAUCCAGCCUCGAAGUUCAGUUCUGCAAGCAAAUAUGCUGCUCUCGCCAUUGAUGGUGAAGAUGAAAAUGAGGGAGAUUACACCGAAUAGACCUCUGCAUUCUGUGCUUUCUCCUAGUCUCUCUCCACCCUGGAACAUUCGAGAGCAAAUCAAACCUCUAUCCAGACAAGACAAAAUAAAACUCACCAUCUCCUGGAGACCUUUCUUAACUUUUUUUUAAAAAAACACAAAAUGAAAUGAAAUUCUUUUGCAUGCUGCUGCAGCCUUUAAAGUAUUGAACUAACAGGAGAAUCACCAGUGUAGCCAGAGAAAGAGACGUACAGCUUUUAAUGGAAAAGUUGUGGUGUGUUUUUAUGACACAUGCAAUUGCCUGUGUGAUUAGUGCCUAGGGGCCUCCGUUUAGCAAAAUGCAGUGACAGUGAUGCAGUGUCUGGAAUCUAGUUGGGCAGUAGACAGGUAUAAGGAAGAGUGAGGUUCUUACCUUUAAUUCUUACUAUCCUGUUGUGGCAUACAUGAAUUCUCAAAUAUUAUCUGAAUAAAUUCUCCAUCCUCGGCAAGGUAGGUUUAGUCUCCAGGAGGCUGCCAGCCCCGCCUCUCAUUUAGUUCUGAGUUACUGGGGCCAGCCUAUGGGGAGUUCCUUCAUUUGUACCCCCCAGGGGGGUAGGUGGAAGUGAGUCUACAGGCCACUGAAGAAUAGGACUGUUUGGUGACCAAAAUAAAUGGGGAAAUCGUGGUUUGAAAAGAAGGUUGGGGGCUUGGUGAAUUAUCUUGCACCAGUAAUAGAGAAAAUGGUAUAUGACCUCCAGUAAACACAUGAAUGGUUUACUUCCUGGAGCAGGAAGCACUUAGGGUUCGUGGGAAUUCCCAAAUCUUUUUGUGUCCUGGUUUCACCCUUUCUUAAACACUAUCCCUUCUGAAAGUUCAAAUAAAUCCACAUUCUGUUGAAAUCUUGAAGUUUUAAAAAUUCAGACUUUGUCAUCAUCUUAGGUUCCUCGUGCUAGUCUUUCCUGUUCCCUUCCACAGACUUGGACUUCGGUCACACUCUUGAUCUCCUAGGCAUCCUCUAGAGCCCCCUGGGAGCUGUCUAAUGAGGAAUCACUACUGCCUUUCUUAAGCAAUUCUUGGCUCCUUCAUGUCUUGAGUCUCACUCCUUCCCUCAGCUAUUCCUGCUCCUGCUGCUUUGACCCCUUUUGCACCUCAGAAAACUUCAGAAUUACCAGUCUUAGGUGGUGAGUGUGGCCACUCAUCCACAUUGGGGUGAAUGGAAAUUAAAUUGGAAACCUUUCUUACAACUUUGAUUGGUGUUGGGGGGUGUGCUUUUUGAAAAAGUUUCCAUCUCUGCACUGAAAUCCCACACAAAUGUUUGGGUUUAUAAUGUGGCCUAGACCAAUGUGGGGGGGUGGGUUGGUUCUUUUUAUUUUUUUAGCAUUCCUUGCGAGAAUGAAUGAUAAUGGAGAACAAUUUAACAAGGUUCUUCUCUUGCAACACAAUAGCUUUACUUGCCUGCUUUUAUGUGCACCUUGGUACUAUCAGCUCAAUAGAUGGGGUCCUUAUGGGCAGUAUUGGUACCUACAGAGAAAAGACACCUUGGUCUCUUAUUUGCAAGCUUUUUUCCCAUCAGUCCUAGGUUAGACCCUGUCCAACCUUGCAGGGUGUUGGUUUAUGAGUGCUGCAGCAGUGAGUGUAAUGCAUCAUUUACCCAGUGGACAUAAAGGACAUACCAAGUGAAGUAACUUUAAAUAAUUGGCUUGGAGUGGCUAGUAGCUAGGAAGUGGCUUUUAGAGAUACCCAAGGUUGAGAGGGUAUUUUUUUAAACCAUUUGCUAUAGAUGUUGAAAAGGUAGGGUUUGCCCUCUUCAUGUCUACUCCUUCCAAAUAGAUGUAUACAAAAAAGCUGUUUUUUUCCCCCGUUCCUCUACUCUGCCACCCUGUUAAAACAGACAGGGAUUUAUGACCCGCUCCUCAUCACAUGUAAAAUUUGUACAAAAAUAUCUUCUAUGAAAAUGAUUUGUAAUCUGUAGACUUAAUACCUGGGAGAUGUCUUGAGAUGUAAAAUCCCAUCCUUUGGGUUUUGGGGUUUAUUGUUUUCUCCAAAUAAAUCUGAUCUUUAAAGUUCA